Cylindrotheca closterium is the source of this 1044-nucleotide messenger RNA. The record is from the annotation of a GenBank genome assembly. Lineage: Eukaryota; Bacillariophyta; Bacillariophyceae; Bacillariales; Bacillariaceae.
AUGACUUCGAUCAAACAAGAAAUUUACAACGAUGAAGAACUCCCGCCUCCUGAAGUUCAAGAGGGAAGAAGCCGUGCAUUCUGGGUAUUUUCGGUGCUGGGACUUGUGGUGGUAGCAGCAGGAAUUGCCGGUGUGACCUAUGCGGCAGUUCCCAGUUUGAAACCAGCGAGUUCGGAAGCAGCCGUAGGAACUAAUGUUGAAACCUCUGCUGGAGAGCCGACAGGGUCACCUAUUGCGAUCCGAGCCACUUUGGCACCAACUUUCGAGGCCACCUCUUCCUCUGGAACGGGAGAUUGUAACAGUGGACAAAAGUUGGUGGAAUUUUUCAUUCAACUCGAUCAAGACUCAAACCAUGAAACUGGAUGGUCCCUCCACUGCAGCGAAGGAGAAGUAUGGAACGUCCCCGUUGGAAUUCUAGAAGAAACCAAAGAAAACCGAAGUGGAAACAACCAGAUCAUGCAAUCCACUUGUGUGGAUGAUACUGAGACCUGCGAGUUCAUCGUCUAUGACUCUUACGGUGAUGGUCUCAUGGAAGGCAACGGAUACUUUUAUCUUCGAUAUGGUGCUGCUACUGUGGCAACCUAUGCCAUGUCGGAGGGUGAGUUUGAUGAAUUGAGGUACUGCUUUGGGCCUAACUGCCAUGAAGAGUUAGAUCCCAUCCAAGACGAACAAUUGGACCCCAUUGAAACCACCGAUGAGUGCGCUAGACUCUACCUUGGGAUUGGUUUCGAUGCUAACCCAGAAGAACUAAGCUACCAAGUCCAAUGUAACGGUGAGGUAGUUCUCCAAGGACCAUGGGGAGACAACCUUCCCUUUUCCAUCUUUGAAGAAGAGACUUGCGUGCCAUUGAACUCGUGCUGCAAAUUCAACGUGACAGACAGUGGUGGCGAUGGUUUGACUUCCAUCCAAGGAGUCGGAGGUGACUAUGGUUGGAUCUACGUUGAAUAUGGCAUGGAAAAGGUCUAUGGGUACACUGGGGAUGACGACGGUGCCUUUUCGAAUGCCGAAGCUGCUUUUGGAGAUGGCUGCGAAGGCGGUGCUUAG